UGAUGUUGUUUUUGUGACAUUCCACAAAAAAAAAAAAAAACCCAUCAAUCUCUUCUUCGACGUUGCAGAGAGUCCUUUGAAACUCCCCGAGAAAAUCCUUCGCUCCCAAUUCAGUAGAGAAGAAAAACAAGCGCAGAAGCACAAGCCAGCAAUGGAUUCAACCCAGAGAAGGAAAAGCGGGUUGAAUCUCCCGGCUGGAAUGACUGAAACUUCGCUUCACCUUGACACGUUCUCCACUUCCUUUCGAGCCAUCUCGAACUUGUCGUCUCCAUCAAAAGCCACCUGCAGUGAUAGAUUUAUACCUUGCAGAUCCUCUUCAAGACUCCACACAUUUGGGCUUGUCGAGAAGGCUUCACCUGUCAAAGAAGGGGGAAGCGAGGCUUAUUCUAGAUUGCUGAAGAACGAGCUUUUCGGGACUGAUUUUGGGUCGUUCUCUCCUGCAGGUCAGGCUUCACCCAUGAGCCCCAGCAAGAACAUGUUGCGGUUCAAGACAGAUCCUUCCACUCCAAGUUCCCCAUACUCUCCAUCUAUACUGGGUCACGAUGUGACCAUCUCUGGGGAGGCUUCUACCCCUCCCAAACCACCUAGGAAGGUACCCAAGACACCUCACAAGGUUCUGGAUGCCCCCUCACUUCAAGAUGAUUUCUACCUGAACCUUGUCGAUUGGUCUUCACAAAACGUCCUCGCAGUUGGACUGGGCACCUGCGUCUACCUGUGGACUGCGUCAACCAGCAAGGUGACAAAACUGUGCGACUUGGGACCUACUGACAGCGUGUGCUCUGUCCAAUGGACCCGUGAGGGUUCAUACAUAUCAAUCGGUACAAAUCUUGGUGAAGUUCAGAUUUGGGACGGCACUCAGUGCAAGCGGGUCCGAACCAUGGGUGGGCAUCAAACAAGAACUGGAGUACUUGCAUGGAGCUCACGCAUAUUGUCUUCUGGAAGUAGAGAUCGUAAUAUACUUCAACACGAUCUUCGAGUCCCAAGCGACUUUGUCAGCAAGCUUUCAGGCCAUAAAUCUGAGGUAUGCGGCCUGAAAUGGUCCCACGAUGACAGGGAACUUGCAUCAGGUGGCAAUGAUAAUCAGCUGUUGGUCUGGAACCAGCAUUCUCAGCAGCCAGUCUUGAAACUUACAGAGCACACAGCUGCCGUCAAAGCCAUUGCCUGGUCACCUCACCAGAAUGGCCUUCUUGCAUCUGGAGGAGGAACUGCUGAUCGGUGUAUUCGAUUCUGGAACACCACAAAUGGCAACCAGUUGAACAGUGUGGACACAGGAAGUCAGGUCUGUAAUUUAGCAUGGAGUAAGAAUGUAAAUGAGCUGGUCAGCACUCAUGGGUACUCCCAGAAUCAAAUCAUGGUGUGGAAAUAUCCAUCAAUGGGGAAGGUUGCAACUCUAACGGGUCAUAGUUUGCGAGUACUUUAUCUUGCAAUGUCUCCUGAUGGCCAGACUAUUGUUACCGGAGCCGGGGAUGAAACCUUGCGAUUUUGGAACGUCUUCCCUUCAGUGAAAGCACCAGCACCUGUUAGAGAUACUGGAGUUUGGUCACUUGGACGAACCCACAUUCGGUAAUGACACACACACUUGGGCAGGAUGGGAAGGGGAGAUUCAGUUGCCUGUAUUUAUAGUUGUUUUGUAAAUGGAAGCCAAUAAAGGUCAAAAUGACUCAAGAUUGUAAAGAAUACGGUGUCUCUCUGUACUCUGUAGGUGAUAGAUAUUUUGAGUUCAGAACCUGUAAAGAAUUUCUUUUGAUAAUUUAUGAGUAUUCUUCAGUCAAUGAGCAGCCUUUUGCAA
Nelumbo nucifera (sacred lotus) is the source of this 1789-nucleotide messenger RNA. It is a transcript of the gene FZR3, whose product is annotated as FIZZY-related 3. NCBI's taxonomy places the organism in Eukaryota, Viridiplantae, Streptophyta, Magnoliopsida, Proteales, Nelumbonaceae. Gene Ontology annotation, molecular function: ubiquitin ligase activator activity; anaphase-promoting complex binding; protein binding. Gene Ontology annotation, biological process: positive regulation of anaphase-promoting complex-dependent catabolic process; anaphase-promoting complex-dependent catabolic process; positive regulation of ubiquitin protein ligase activity. Gene Ontology annotation, cellular component: anaphase-promoting complex. The record is from RefSeq and is a predicted model, not a curated record.